CUGCUGCUGCUAGUGCCACCGUGCCAGCUGCCAGAACUUUGCGAUUACGUCUUCUCUUAAAUCGUCGGCCGUCACGACCGCGGCACGUUAAUUGGCUUCUUUCUUUCUGUUCCUCUAACUCUCUUCUCGGUCCUUUUUCACGCGCAGACAGACAAACAGACAGUUUUCUAUUUCCUGAAAUCGCUUGGUGCCGCAGUCUCAGAGAAAUCGAAAAAAGAAAACAUUUCACAAAAAGUGGAAGAAGGAAGAAGAAUCGAAAAAAUCAAAGCAUCUGGAAUUGAAACGUAGGGGAAACCGGUUUUUGAGUUUUCUUCCCUCUUUAACUGGCCAGCAGUGCGUGACUCGAGUCGUCGUCGGAAGAAGAAUUGUUGUUGUGUGCUUAUAGCAAAAAGGCAAGAAGAAGAAGAAGAAAUAACACACUCUGUUGUUGUUGCUGGUGGUGCUCCUCCUGUGUGUACAGUUUGUGUUGGUUCUUAUCCUCCUAGCCUGUGGGUUGUUCGGGUUCGGUUCGGUUCAGUUCUCUCUCUCUACGCCGUCCGUGAACGACGGGGGUAGCCUCUUUCCAAUUCUUUUGGCAGUGCUCGACGAGCCCGUGUCGAAGAUGGACGUGCUCGUGGCUGCCAAGUCUCUUGCCGCCAAGUCACUCAGUGGUAGACGACUCGAAUUCGUGUUGAUUUUGUGAUUCGCCGUGCCGUGCCUAUUUCAAUUCUUGUCAAAACAAAACGGAUAACGCAAUAGCAAAAGAUUUCAUUUGAGAAAAGUAAAACAAACGGAAAAAUUUGUACAAAACAAAACAAAAAUGGCUAGUGCCAGAAAGUCAAGUCGUCGGAGUUUGCCAAUGUUGUUCAUGUCGAACCAGCAGGUUCAGCGCAGCAAUAACCUGGCUAACCACCACCACCUCCAUCAGUCCAUCAUCCCUGAAUCGUCAUCUCAUUUCGGUUCGCUAACGCACGACCUAGAUUUGUACUACAUUCGACAAAUCGCCAGUCAUAUGAAGGAAUACGAUCUGGAGCAGAAGAUUGAUGUUGAAAUUCGCAUUCGCGAAGGAACGACAAAGCUGCUGGCCGCUUGCCAACAUCCCAGUCAGGCCCUGGAAGCGGCCAAGACGUUGCACACGUCCAACGAGCGUAUGAAUGUCUACAUGACGGAACUGCAGUCUCGAAAACGCGAUUUGUUGCAGUCCAAGCCGCCGCCAGCGUCGAUUGUCACGGCAACGUCGUCAUCCCGCUCGAGGAAAUCGGCUUGCCCGGCUCGACUGGGUUUGACGGAUUUACGCUUCCCGCUCAUGUGGAAAGACACGGAUCACUUCAAGAAUCGCGGCGACUAUCGACGCUUUGCCGUUUUCUGCCUGGCCAAAGUCGGCACUGAAGUGAUGGACACGUCGCUCAUCACGCCCGUCGACCGCUCCGCAACUGACAUCACCUUUCCAGACGCCCUCGUCUUCACGUCUGCCCAGCCGGACUUCAAAAUGAAGUUGGAAGUGUAUUCGUGCAUGCUGCAGGAUGAUUUGUCUAUUGCGUCAACACCCCGCAAGCUGCAAAAGUCGCUGCACUCGUCCAUUUCCCGGACGCUCGGCCGCAAAUUAUCUGCCACGCUGAAAGAUCCUCACGGGCUCAAAAACGACGCCAUUGGGCCGAAAUUCGAUCUGGUGGCGACUGUAACGCUGGGCCUGGACGAGGUCCACGAUUCCGUCAAGUCUCACGAUCUGGUGCUUGAGAAUUUGGAGAAUCCCUGUCACCAGUUGCCUCUGUUUGAUCAUUUCUGCUGCCGGCUUGCCGCUGAACCAGAGUGCCUGUCUCUAGAGCAGACGGCCAGUGUCACGCUCAAGUCUCCACCCAGCACCAAUCAAAGCGGCAAGUCGAGCAAAUCGGAUCCGCCGCCCGUGUGGGCCGCUCUGGGCGGAUUCAACUUGGCUCUCUGGAAGAAGAAAGAGCACCGACAAGACAAGAAUCGCAGCCCUCUUCUCUCCGUCUCGCUUGGCCAAGGCGCGACCAUGGCCGAGGAGCGCGGCGAGGUUGUCCUCACCGCCAUGGAUGACGACGACGAGGAAAAGCGAGUCGAGUUCCGGUGCUCCGACGCUCAUUUCAUUUCGGCCCUGAGUCAGCGCAUCGUUGACGCCAGCGCAUGGGGCCCGAAAGUAUCUCGCAGUCAAAUGGUUAUUCAUUCGCCUCAGCCGACCAACGGUUCUCCAAACAGCCGGUGGGCUCCUCGAACCGGUUCGCUCUACGAAGAUAUUCCACUUUUCGAAGAGCCACAAAAGUCAUACAGCAGGAGACCAACCGUGCACGAGGUCUUUAGUUUAUCUCACAACCGAUCGACGGCUGGUGGAAUCGUGGACGGGCUGGAUAACGGCUAUAAAAGCAGCUCGAGGCUACCAAGUCAAACGGCCAUGCACCCGCCUCCGUCGCCACCGUCGCCGCCCAACACCCGGUCCAGGUCGUCUAGCACUUCAACGUCGUCGGGAUCGUUGCCCAGCUGGGGCUCCAUGAGGGGUUUGCCCAACUUUUUCCGUUUCACUCGCACAAGCAUUCGCAAAUGACGACAGCAGAGCCGCCAGCCGCCACUUUAUUAAUCAGGGGCCUUGUGUGAGUGUACAGUGACAGAUGAUAGACAUAGAGAAACAUUUUAUCAUGUUCCCAGUUUUUUCCCUCCCCUCAUCUUUCCCCUACCGACUCGUUACGAAAAAUUUAAUUUUACAGAGCGUGCCUGUUUUUUUUUCCUUGUGUGUGAGUGAGUGUGCAAUUGUGCAUGUAUAAAAUGGACGACGAGAUGAAAAAACAAAUUGCAUUUUUAGAGGAAACAAAUUCACACACGAAUCGAGGAGUCGUGUUUACGUAAAAAGGAAAAACAAGUCUGCCUUUAUUACAAUUUAAUUUAGAAACAAAAAUACAACAAUUGAAAUCUU
This is a messenger RNA of Daphnia pulicaria, 2905 nucleotides long. RefSeq names its product rhotekin-like. The transcript has 9 exons. NCBI's taxonomy places the organism in Eukaryota, Metazoa, Arthropoda, Branchiopoda, Diplostraca, Daphniidae. Gene Ontology annotation, biological process: actomyosin contractile ring assembly; septin ring organization; signal transduction. Bases 800 to 2539 code for a protein of 579 amino acids. Gene Ontology annotation, cellular component: actomyosin contractile ring. The record is from RefSeq and is a predicted model, not a curated record.